AUGAAUGAAGGACUUGUACCUGUUUAUUUCCUCGGCGGAUUGAUAUUUAUAGGAAAUGUAUCAUCUGCUUACGAGAAUAUUGCAUUAGAGAAGCAUGCCUGGCAGCUGCAUCCUUAUACCGGUCAGGCUUGGGGAGCAGAUAAAGCGGUGGAUGGACGGUAUUCAGACCGGUCGGCUGGAGGAGGACAAUGUGCGAUAAACGCAAAUUAUAAAAUAAAUGCAGAGUGGUGGGUAUAUCUGGGACAGUUACUCAGUAUACACCAUAUCACGAUAUACUACAGGACGGAUAAUGUUGUAUGGGACGAAACAAACGGUUACACAUCUCGAUUCCUUGGAUUCUCGGUUUACAUAUCGAACACAACCAAAAAAGAGGAGGGAAGACUUUGUUUUAAGGACACAAAUUACACCAAAUCCACAAUACCCGAUAUGAUUACAAUUGAAUGUCUUUUUCAUGGAAGAUACGUGAUUUACUACAAUGAGAGACUGUCGGGAUCUACCUACCCUAAUGGAUAUUCCAUGUUCGCCCACAAUGAACUCUGUGAAUUCCAAGUGUAUGGAUGUCCUGUCUCAGGAUUUUAUGGGAAAAACUGUUCGUUACCGUGUCCACAGAAUUGCCAGGAGAGACAUUGUAACAUUGUGGAUGGAACAUGUCUUGGAUGUAUUACUGGAUACAAAGGUUCACGAUGUGAAGAACAAUGUGAUAACAAUAAAUAUGGCCUUGGGUGUAACUUGACAUGCGGUAACUGUAGCAACGGAGAACAAUGUAAUCAUGUAAGCGGAAGUUGUCCAAACGGAUGUGACGCCGGGGCCCAAGGAGAUACAUGUAAUGAAGGUUGUCCCUUUGGUAGACACGGAAAGAAUUGUGUUGAAGUCUGUAAUCCAAACUGUAAAGGAGGCUGUAACAGAUUUACUGGUGUCUGUGAGUACGGUUGUUAUCCUGGAUGGAAGGGCACCUUCUGUGAGAUUGAAUGUGAUGGUCGGGCGUUCGGACAAGACUGUGGUCAGUCAUGUGGUUCGUGUUUGAAUUUAGAACAAUGUCACCACAUUAAUGGGACGUGUUUCUUUGGAUGUGAUAGAGGAUAUCAGGGAGAAAAAUGUAUUGAAGAAUGUCCCGAUGGACGUUAUGGAUACAACUGCCUAGAGAUGUGUAACAUAAACUGUGGAGAUCCCAUAAGAUGCGACAGAAAAACAGGGCAAUGUCAAAAUGGAUGUCAGACAGGGUGGAAAGACACGAAAUGUGAAAAAGAAUGUGAUUUGGGCAAAUUCGGACUUAACUGUGCACAGUCAUGUGGUGUUUGCUAUGAGAAAGAACAAUGUCAUCAUAUAAACGGGACAUGCUUAAAUGGCUGCGAUAAAGGUUACCAAGGAAUCAACUGUACACAAGAAUGCCGAUUGGGAUUCCAUGGUUAUGGAUGUAAUGAAACAUGCAGCACAGACUGUUUUAACAAAACAUGUGAUGCCACGACAGGAGAGUGUCUAUUGAUACAGACCCCAGAUCCACCAGAAAUCAACAUUGCCCCUAUAAUAGGAGGGGGCGUGGCUGCAACCAUUGUGAGCCUGACUGUUGUCAUAUUCGUAAUUGUGGUCAGAAGAAAGAAGGAGAGCAAAAGACGCAAUUCUCAGGAGAAAAUUGAUACUCAGCUUUCCUCAGAACAUGCAACACCUAACAUAUAUAUUUAUGACAACAUUGACGAAAAUGGCGAAUAUCAAGAACUUAGAAAAGUGGGACGUAGGACAGGAAUGUGUGAUAAAUUUGAGGACAAAGGAGGAUACGAAGAGCUGGGUCAAAUAAAACUGCCCCCUCGUUAUAAAUCACACGUGCAUAAGUAUUAA
Messenger RNA from Saccostrea echinata, 1833 nucleotides. Its product is annotated as multiple epidermal growth factor-like domains protein 11. Gene Ontology annotation, molecular function: scavenger receptor activity. NCBI's taxonomy places the organism in Eukaryota, Metazoa, Mollusca, Bivalvia, Ostreida, Ostreidae. The transcript is spliced from 12 exons. The coding region runs from base 1 to 1833 and encodes 610 amino acids. The record is from RefSeq and is a predicted model, not a curated record.